Molecule: messenger RNA, 1131 nt
Organism: Necator americanus (New World hookworm)
Lineage: Eukaryota; Metazoa; Nematoda; Chromadorea; Rhabditida; Ancylostomatidae
Exons: 12
Coding region: 1-1131 (376 amino acids)
Biological process (GO): tumor necrosis factor-mediated signaling pathway; protein K63-linked ubiquitination
Molecular function (GO): protein binding
Source: RefSeq, a predicted model, not a curated record
AUGGGAUAUUCCCGUUGCUGUGAAGUCGUUGCUAUUAGAAACAUCAACAAUGCUCUAUGGAUGCUUAAGAAUAAUAAUGCUGAGAAAAACGUGCCGCCACGUCCUUCCUCUGUUGCUAUUACGUUAACUUCUGCGGAAAGCUCCGAUAACAUCACACUUCCACGAAUGACAACCAACAUAGCAAGAAUGCGCUCACCAACACAUUCUCCACUCACACCAGUUGGUACUCCUGAAAGUAAGCCUCGCAGUGCAGAGUCCUUCCACAAAACUUCGGCAUCAGGCAGAACUAUCGAGCCUUUUGCAGAUAUAAUGAUAUUACCAAAAGAUGUCAACGAGAACAAUGAAAUCUCAGCAGAAGAUCAGUCCUGCAUUGGAAUGACUGGCUCUGAACUUUUAAAAAAUCUACCAAAAGGCGUAUCGGCUUGUCCUUUCUUGGAACACGGAUGUCAUAAGGUUGGAACCGAAAUGGAAGUAAAACUACAUGUCCGGGAUGACAGAAUUUUCCAUCUUGUCCUACUCUGUCGUGCAGUUAUACAACUGAAAAAGGCAUAUAUUGAAUCUAUCCGAGAAAAACCUCUGGAGAUCGCAGAAUUAGAGCGGAGACUCAUCCCAGCUCAUUGGAUAGUGAAGAAAUUUGGGCCACAAUGCCUUUUUCACAUCCCAAUGAUACAUAAUGUAAUCCGUGAUGUAAGAAAAUCAGGUCGGAACCUGAUAUUCAGUCAACCAUUCGAAACACAUCGUUUUGGUUACAAAAUGACUGUUAUGGUGGCUCCGUAUGGAGAUGCUGAGGUGGCUCGAGAAUAUAUUUCUGUCUACGUGGCGAUCGUCAGAAGUGAUUACGAUCCAAUACAGCGAUGGCCGUUCUCGUUUCCGAUAACUUUCACGAUGAUGGCAGCGGAUCCUGCUAAAAAUUUGGAGAGGACAUUCAUCCCGAAUCCUACAAAGGAAAAUAAUGCAUUUCUUGGUCGGCCUGAAGGUGCACGAAAUGCAGCAUUUGGAAUACAGCGCUUCUGCAAACUUAUCGAUUUGAACAACUACACUAUUUGUAACGACCUAUUUCUUGGUGUAUAUGUGGAUUUGAGCACACUUUACACUGAACCCACACCACGAAUGCCAUCGGAUCUACUUUAA